Molecule: messenger RNA, 2046 nt
Organism: Xiphophorus couchianus (Monterrey platyfish)
Lineage: Eukaryota; Metazoa; Chordata; Actinopteri; Cyprinodontiformes; Poeciliidae
Gene: nceh1a
Product: neutral cholesterol ester hydrolase 1a
Exons: 5
Coding region: 100-1359 (419 amino acids)
Cellular component (GO): membrane
Molecular function (GO): carboxylic ester hydrolase activity
Source: RefSeq, a predicted model, not a curated record
CCUCCUCCAGCCCCAAACAAAUGAAGUGUGUGGGGCUUACGUCUGGGUCCCAGCAGCCUGUGGGACACAGAGGACAUUGACGCUGAGGGACAGAGCAAGAUGGGACUGAAGGCGGUGGUUGUUACGGUGCUGCUGGCCGCAGCGCUCUCCUACUACAUCUACACCCCGAUGCCUGAUGCCAUCCAGGAGCCCUGGAAGCUGAUGGCUGUGGAUGCUACGUUCAGGACCGGCAUGAACCUGGCUGCUUUGAAAUACCACCUGGGUAUCGACCAUUACAUCACGUCAUUCAGACGCACGAUGGAGGGCUUCGACUCAACGAUGGUGGCGCUCGUGGGCUCCAGGUCUCCUGCGGGGGUCGUCCCCGGCGUGAAGAUCAGCGACAUCACCUUCGCCGGCGUCCCCGUGAGGGUUUACGAGCCGCCAGCCGGAGGGGAGGGUCACCUGAGGAGAGGUCUGAUGUAUCUCCACGGAGGUGGCUGGGCCUUUGGCAGUGGCAAGAUGGGUGCAUACGAUAAAGUGAGCCGCGUGAUUUCUGAUGAGCUCAACACCGUGGUAGUCUCUGUUGAAUAUCGUCUGUUUCCAGAGGUCCUCUUUCCAGAGCCGUUUUUAGACUGUGUCGUUGCUGCCAAACACUUCUUAUCUCCAGAGGUUCUGGACAAGUACGCCAUCGACCCCGAGCGUGUUGCUGUGUCAGGAGACAGCGCUGGAGGAAAUCUGGCUGCCGCCGUAGCUCAGGAGGUUGCUACAGAUGACAGUCUAUCUGUGAAAUUCAGUGUCCAGGCUUUGAUUUACCCAGUGCUCCAGGCUCUGGAUUUCAACACACCCUCCUACGUGCAGAACCGGAAUAUGGCCAUCCUUCCUCGCCAAGUCAUGGUCCAAUUCUGGCUGCAGUACCUAGGCGCCGACAUCUCCCUGCGGCCCCAGCUCAUAGCGAACAACCACAGCGCCCUGCAACACUCGGCCCUCACCCCAGAGCUGAGGUCUCGACUGGACUGGACCUCGCUGCUUUCUCAGAAGUUCAAGAAAAGCUACAAGCCGGUCGUCGUGGAGAGAGACUCUCACGGGCUUCUGAAGAAGAUACCGGGGUUGCUGGACACGCGAUCGUCGCCUCUGCUGGCUGGACCAGAGGUGCUGGCCAAAUGUCCUCGUACGUACAUCUUAACAUGCGAGUUCGACGUGCUGAGGGACGAAGGGCUGAUGUACGCCCGGCGUUUGAAGGACGCCGGAGUGUCGGUAACCAGCGAUUACUACGAGGACGGCUUCCACGGAUGUCUGUCCUUCAUCAGCUGGCCGUUGGACUUCGAUGUGGGGAAGAGGGCACUGAGGAGCUACAUGACCUGGCUGCAGAAUAACCUGUAGCUUGAACGUACGCACUCACAGAAGUCGAGAACAGAUGUUUUCGUUUAAACUUUUUCCCAUUUUCUCGAGACAGGGACUUAAUUUCCCCAAUGGUUUUCUCAAGAUAAGCUAAUCUCGAGAAAAACACACCUAAUUUUUGCAAGAUCGCAAGAUGAUUUGUGUGUGUGUGUGUGUAUUAAACAUGAUUCCAUCCCUCAAAUGUAUGCCACAACGGCGUGCAUUUGAAGAUAACUCAUCUCGAGAAAACCAUUGGCAAAAAGUAUAUGUGGAAAAAGGGUCGCUCUCAGCUACCGUAUGCGUUUGCUCUUGCUGUGUAAAAUUGGUCUUACCAAAGGGCUUGCACAUUUUCUCUUUGUUCAAAAAUGUACAAUCCAAGCUCAGGGCCUGGAGAUGAAUGGAAAUCCAAACUUUGUACAAGUGAAAUUUGUAGUCUGCAGACUUUAGUCACCAUCAGCAGUCCAACACUGUAACCAGCUAAUUAAAGAAUAAAGAACUUUUUCAUAAAUUAAUCAGCUGUAAAAUGAAUGAAUUACUUUUAGAUAUUUGAUGCCAAGAAGUAUAUAAGAUUAAUUCCUUUAAAUGCCGUUUGUCUCAGAGUACUAUGCAACAUCUGAUCUCCUACAUUUGCAGCUAUUGCCAUUAUCACCAAGUCUCAAAUAUGACCAAAACUUGACUUUAUUAUUCAUA